Messenger RNA from Insectozyma verbasci, 2220 nucleotides. NCBI's taxonomy places the organism in Eukaryota, Fungi, Ascomycota, Pichiomycetes, Serinales, Debaryomycetaceae. The record is from the annotation of a GenBank genome assembly.
AUGAGACUAACAGUUAAGAAAUUGCUACUAUCAUUUUUGACAUUAUUAUUAUUGACAAUUACAUAUUUAUUGCUACAAUCUUCAUUUUCACUAGACCAAUUACGAAGAUUAUAUUAUUCAUUUGAAAACUAUGACCUUGAAAAGUUGAAAUCUGACUCUUUAGAAAUCAGAAAGAAGUUACAUUAUACCAACUAUAUUUACAGUGGGUACAAUAAUUUCACAUCACAUUAUAAUCAUAAUCUAGAUAAAAUAAAAUCCAUACCUUUAAAUGAAAAAUGUCAUACUUUUUAUAGUCAGUUGCUUGAAUCUGAUCCACAAUUCAAAUUUAAAGCGUUUAAUUCAGUCGGUGAAAGAUUGGAUAAAUCUUCAGAUCGAAAAGAAAUGUUUUUCAAAAAUGAAUUGAAUACUUUGAAAAAUGAACAUCGCAAGGGUCAUCCGGAUAAAGAGUUUAUACCGACAUUAGGAAUGAAUAGAACGAUAGAAUCCAAAUAUUAUGCAAAUUUAUCAAAAACACAAAGAGUUAUACAAUCAAUGGCUGAUACAGCAACUAUCAUUAGAGUAUUUGGUAAAUGUUUUUUAAAUAAUGAUAAAAUUGAUGAUUCUUUAAACAAACUAAGCUUGGAAUUUAGUAAAAGAUUAUUUCCGUUUAUAACUAAUUCAAUACCUGUAUUUAGAAAAGCUGGUACUACUCAAGAAAACGGUUGGCCAGUGGUUAAAAAUGAUGAAAUAGAUUAUAAAACUCAAAAUUCAGAUGAAUCAAUCAUGUUUUUCAGGGACAAUAGUAAAGGCAAAGGUAUUGUAAUAUCAGCAACUUCAAGACAUGCGAAAGAUUUACAAAGAUUAAUACGUAUAUUAAGAGCUUUAAAUAAUCAAUUACCAAUUCAAAUAAUUUUUAAAAAUGAUAUCAAUAAACGAAAUAUGGAAUUAUUAGAAGCAGCAGCAGUUGCGGAUGUUGAAAAUGUAUUAGAUCAAACAACUUCACCAAAUGAACAUCAAAAUCAUUUACCAGAAUUAAAUUUAUUACAAGAAUAUAAAAAUUAUGGAUCUGAUUUCCCCAAACAAGAUUUAACAUUCGUUAAUAUAGUAUCUUGUUUAGAAAGAGGUUAUAAAUAUUCUUUUCCAGGUUAUUCAAAUAAAGUACUUGCAUUAUUAUUUUCAAGUUUUGAAGAAAUAAUUUUAUUAGAUGCUGAUACUAUACCAUUAGUCCCUCCAUCUGAAUUUUUUGAAUCAAAUGAAUAUCAAAAAUCAGGUACAUAUUUUUUUCAAGAUAGAUCAUUACGUGAUAAUAAUGAUUUUAUGGAGACUAAUUUUUUCAGUAAUUUAUUCCCAACAAAUGAAAAAUCAAUUGAAACUUUAUUUAAUAUCCCUCAAGUAACUUCAAAAACAAUGAAUAAUAAAUAUAUGACAGGUUGGAGACAUUUUCAAGAAGCUGGAGUAGUUGUAUUUAAUAAAAAACAACAUUUUCUUGGAUUAUUAAUGAUGUUUCCAUUAAGUUUAUGGGCUGAACCUGUUCAUUCUUCAAUUUGGGGUGAUAAAGAAAUGUAUUGGUUAGGUUUAUCAAUGGCAGGUGAUGAAAAUUAUGAAUUUAAUUCAAAUGCAGCUGCUUCAAUUGGUGAAAAUACAAUAUUACAAAAUCGAAAAUAUUAUCCAAAUUCAAAAUCAAAUGAAGUUUGUUCUACUCAUCCUGGUCAUGUAAAUUCGGAAGGUAAAUUGUUGUGGAUAAAUUCAGGUUUUAGUUACUGUAAAAAAAAUGGAUAUUUUAGAGAUAGAGUAAAAUAUCCAUUUUCGACUUUUGAAAAUAAAGAAUUAAUAAGUUUAUUUCAAUCUCCAUUACAAAUUAAAGCUGCUUUGAUACCACCUGAUCUACCAAAUUAUAGAGAACCAAAUCUGCCAAUUGAUUUUACAACAGAAUUGGAAAUUAAAAAAUCUUGGAAAUCUAGAAAGAAAGAUACUGAUGAAAUUAAUAAUGAUUUAAAAACAGGUGAAAAAAGAAAAGAAUUUAUAGAAGAUUAUGGACCUCAAAAGGGUUGGGUUAAGAAUCCAAUUUGUUUUGGUUAUAUGUAUUGUGCUUAUGAUAAUAUUGAAAGUUAUGAUUCAAAUAAAGAAUUUGAUACUGGAAAAUUUUAUGAAUUUAAUGAAGAUGAAAGACGAAAAUUUAAUUAUCUUGCAAAAAUUUGGCAUACUGGAGGUUCAAGAACUUUACCAAAGAAAAAGCAAUAG